AUGGUUGAUUGGCCUCUCACUCCCGUUGACUACAUCAACGAACAAUCGACAACCCAACUUUUAGGAGAUGUUGUUGGUUACGUCCGGACAAUUGACCACCUUCGAAAUGUCGGACCAAAACAGGUGAUGUUGUACAAAUUAACGUUGUCCCUCCUUGACAAAAAGGUAGCAGAUGUAGCGGCUUUUGGAGACAUGGCUUAGUAUGCAGAAGAUAGCGACCUUUCCUCUGGACAAGUAAGUUUAGUUUUGUAAAUAUAUUUUUGCUUUUUAAAAUUCUAUAUCAUUUGUUCAGAAAAUUCGAAUGACUAAUUUGAAAUGUGUCAUCUAUAAGGAGGAACGAUAUCGUGUCGGCGACUGUAACUACCAACUACAACUCACCGCCUUGAGUACAAUUGAGGACUUGGGACAAAGUGACAAUGUCGACAUAGUUAAUCCACAACUCUACAUUGAUUUGACCUUUUCACAGCUCCAUACUACGCCGCAAUCGACUCAAAUUAGUAAUUUGUCUUUUUUUUGUCAAUAUAAUUAUGAUUUUAGGACUUAAAGAUGUCUUCAUGAGAGUUAUUCCAACCCAAGGCCGCAAUGGUGGUGUUUUUUGUGGUUACGUUUGCAACGAUUUGGGACAUAGGCUGAUGGUAAAAGUUUUGUCAGUGCGCGAAAACAAGACCUUUCCAAAGCUUUUUACUCCCAUAUCUUUGUGUGGAAUUUACAGAGACAAAUGUAUGUUUGAUCUUUACUCUAAAAUGUUUUUCCUGCAGAAGAUACAAUGAAAUUUUUAGGCGUUGAGUGCUAUGACGAUUCGUUGAUCGCUGAACGUAAUGGACAGUCCUUCAACAUGGAAAACGUUUUCGGUACUCCAAAAAAGCGUGUUUCAACCAAAGCUGAUGAUGAACCUUUACCAAAGAUUCAAAAUGUUGAAAUUUCCGCUUCACCUUCUAACUCCCAGUUGACCGAACAUCAAUGCUCGACCGUUUCGCUAGAUGAUCAACCCUCAACUUCUGCCGAAUCUCUGGAGCUGGCGCUGGCUUCUCAAUCGAUCGCUUCGACCAUUCCACUAGAACAACAAAACUCCACUCCAAUGGAAACCUUGAAGCCACCCCAACCCAUGAAGCAGCUGAGAAGCUACAAAACUACCAAGAAACACCAAGAUUGA
Molecule: messenger RNA, 1153 nt
Organism: Bursaphelenchus okinawaensis
Lineage: Eukaryota; Metazoa; Nematoda; Chromadorea; Rhabditida; Aphelenchoididae
Source: the annotation of a GenBank genome assembly